UCACAUCUCACUCGUCUAAUACCGUCUCUAAAAUGUCCUUGGUAGCGUGUUCAUGGAGCGCUGCGGUCUGGGCCGCGGCGGGGCUUCUGGCGGCGUUGGCCGCGGUGGCCUUUAACUGGGCCUGGUGGCGGCCGAGGCGCCUGGAGCGAGCACUCCGGGCGCAGGGACUCCGAGGCACCCCUUACCGCUUCCUCCACGGCGACCUCCCGGAGGAGGGCCGCCUCAACGCCGACGCACUCUCCAAGCCCAUGCCGCUCUCCCACGACGUCGCUGCGCGCGCCGUUCCCUUUCUCCACCGCGCCAUGAGUGAGUUCGGGAGCACGUCGUUCAGCUGGUACGGGACUACGCCUCGAAUCACCGUUACAGAUCUGGAUUCGAUCAACGAGAUUUUUCUGGACAAAUUUGGACGAUUUGGGCGAUUUGGAAAUGUGCACCCCAUUGGCCGGUUUUUGUCUACCGGACUCAUAAGCUACGAAGGCGCGAAGUGGAUCAAGCAUAGGAGGAUCCUCAACCCCGCUUUCCACGCCGAGAAGCUGAAGCGGAUGUUGCCGGCAUUUUCUGCUUGUUGUAGCGAUUUGGUGAGCAGAUGGGAGGGUUUGAUCGGUUCAGAGGAUUAUUGUGAAUUAGAUGUUUGGCCUCAAUUGCAAUAUUUUACUGGAGAUGUGAUUUCAAGAGCAGCGUUUGGUAGCAAUUAUGAAGAAGGUAGACGAAUAUUUCAACUUCAAUCUCAGAUAGCUGACCUCGUAAUCAAUGCUAUCCAAACUGUGUAUAUCCCGGGUUCCAGGUUCCUGCCCACCCCGAUGAACAAUAAAAUUAAAGGUGUCGAUGGGGAGAUUGGAAUGCUUUUAAAAGAUAUACUGAGAAAGCGAGAAGAGGCUUUGAAAAUGGGUGAAGCAAGCAGUGAUGACCUUUUGGGCUUGCUGAUGGAAUCCAAUAUGAAACAAUACAGAGAACAUGGGAACAACAAGGAUGUUGGGAUGACCAUUGAAGAGGUAAUAGCUGAAUGCAAGCUAUUUUACUUUGCAGGGCAAGAAACGACAUCGGUGUUAUUGACAUGGACAAUGGUAGUCUUGAGCAUGCACCCUGACUGGCAAACAAAGGCCAGAGAGGAGGUUCUUCAAGUCUUUGGGCAACGCAAACCAGAGCUUGAUGGAUUGAAUCACUUAAAGAUUGUGACAAUGAUUCUAUAUGAGGUUCUUAGACUUUACCCACCCUUGCCUCUCAUGCGAAGAAGAACAAACAAGACAAUAAAGAUUGGAAAUAUAAUCUGUCCACCAGGAUCACUGCUUGCCUUGCCUGUGAUCUCCAUUCACCACGACCCAAAUUUCUGGGGCAACACUGCCAACGAAUUCAAACCGGAGAGAUUUGCUGAAGGGAUCGCCAAUGCGUCGAAAGAUCAGGUUGCUUUCUUUCCAUUUAGUGGGGGACCUCGAGUUUGUAUCGGACAAAACUUUGCAUUGCUAGAGGCUAAGAUGUUUCUGAGUAUGAUUCUUCAACGCUUUUCGUUUGAACUCUCUCCAGCUUAUGCUCAUGCUCCUCGUCUUAUUGUAACUCUACAACCUCAGUAUGGUGCUCCAUUAAGGUUGCAUAAGCUGUAGAUGUGAUGUCUCAUGUAACAAUUUCGAAAUGGAGAUCUGGUUGCCUCCUGUUGUCCAACCAAAAAAUUAUAUCCUAGUUACAGAACCAACAUGUGUGUUCUGUGAAUAUUUUGUUACUGUGAAUGCACUAGCAGUUUGUCUGGAAAAACAAUGAAUGAUCAAUGAUAGUUCAUCAA
Molecule: messenger RNA, 1774 nt
Organism: Zingiber officinale
Lineage: Eukaryota; Viridiplantae; Streptophyta; Magnoliopsida; Zingiberales; Zingiberaceae
Product: cytochrome P450 72A397-like
Exons: 5
Coding region: 33-1598 (521 amino acids)
Molecular function (GO): oxidoreductase activity, acting on paired donors, with incorporation or reduction of molecular oxygen; monooxygenase activity; heme binding
Source: RefSeq, a predicted model, not a curated record